UGGCUAUUAUAGCAGUAAAUCAGCCAAGACUUGCAGAUGCACAUUCUUAUCCAACUUUAAUGAACGACUUACCCCGAAUGCGGCGCUUUUCUGGUCAGUAUUGGUCGAGAUCGGCAUGGCUGUCGAUGAGCAGAUUCACGAAGAGGCUAUCAUUGAAAGGACUAUAAAUGAUCUCAUGGAACAUGGAAUCAUCUAUCCUACUAGUAAGAUAGAAUCAAGAUGGAUCCAUGUGUUGCCUUAUGGAUAUCCAAUCCCAACGCUGAAUAGAGAUGAGGAGUUUGGUAGUUGGCGAUACGAAGUAGCAAAUCAGGAUCAUAGUUUCACAAUGGGUGCUGAUGUAGUCGACAAAAUCCUGUAUGGAAAAGAGGAGAGCAUUUAAUG
Messenger RNA from Strongylus vulgaris, 381 nucleotides. NCBI's taxonomy places the organism in Eukaryota, Metazoa, Nematoda, Chromadorea, Rhabditida, Strongylidae. The record is from the annotation of a GenBank genome assembly.